CGGAAUGUCCCAAGAUGAAAGGUCUCUAUUAUGUGGUUCUGGAGAUGUCACAUUCUGGAAGAAAGGAUGAUCCCUUUAAAAAUACUAGCCAGGAAUGGGUUUUUCAGGCCAGUUCAGGCCGGGCCAGUUUCUGGUUUUGGUGGUGGUUCUGAGCCUGGGUCCCGGCCCGACACGGAGCUGCUUGCAGUGCGACCCGAAUUUCACCGCCCGCUUCGCCUCCUACGCUCCCCGCCUGAGCCGCAAGUCCUGGGGACUCGGGGAUGUGCCGGCUACAGGCCGGCAGUUGAGGGGUUGGACCAACGACACUCUGGAAGAACUGCAGCUUGGGGUGCCAGCUGAGAUCCCUAUGGAGAACCUCACGACUAUCGCAUCCAAAGUGUACGAAAAACUUGAAGUCCUGUUCAAAGGGAAAACCUACAAACAAGGUGUCCUUCCGGAUCUCCUGCACUCCAUUUUCCAGGAACAAGUGUCAAUGCUACGGAACGCCAUCAUUGAAAGUAGAGUAAAGUGUCAAUGGCACUGUGGAAUCAGCCAAUACGACGCCGUCUCUUGUGUGACAUGCACCUCAGUGAAACCGACAUGCUUUGGAUACAACUGCGAAUCCUCUGAACAGUGGGAAAGUGCCCUGAAAGGCCUCUAUGCGUACAUAAAAAAGUUGCACAAAGAGCCUGGCAAGGAAUGGUCAGCCAUGCUGAAGCAAAUCCCUGGAUUCAGUCAUUGUACAUCUAAAAGUGUAGAUAACCUGAACUUCACAAGUAUUGAGAACACGCUAUCCAAGAACUGGCUCAACGUGAUGGCCCUGAAAGAAUUGGAAGGAGAUCUGCCGUUGAUGCAGCUGCUGGCCCCGAGCUGCUGAAUUGUUUCUUGAAUGUGUAAGCACGCCAAAAUUCGAUGUAUGCAAUAAAAUUAUGACUGAUCAACCAA
Molecule: messenger RNA, 924 nt
Organism: Hemicordylus capensis (graceful crag lizard)
Lineage: Eukaryota; Metazoa; Chordata; Lepidosauria; Squamata; Cordylidae
Gene: IZUMO4
Product: IZUMO family member 4
Exons: 11
Coding region: 95-856 (253 amino acids)
Cellular component (GO): nucleus
Source: RefSeq, a predicted model, not a curated record